Messenger RNA from Drosophila suzukii, 392 nucleotides. RefSeq lists its product as uncharacterized. NCBI's taxonomy places the organism in Eukaryota, Metazoa, Arthropoda, Insecta, Diptera, Drosophilidae. The record is from RefSeq and is a predicted model, not a curated record.
CACCUCAGUUCGUUGUUUUGCUUUUAAUUAUGAAUGGUUGAUGGUUGUGAGCUAUGUAUAAAAAAGACGUGUGCUUCAGGCGCGAUAGUCAUUCUUUUGACGUUUGCGAUAGAAUGAACACAAUCUGCGUGUUAAUGUUGUUCGUUCUGCUGGCAAUAGGAGUAGCAGCUCUGCCUCCUUUUCCAGGCAACGAUCCUACCGUAUCUAUUCUGUCCUACAAAAAUGACCAGGACUUGGAAAAAAUUCAGCGGGAGAUCAUAGCGCAAUACGAAAGGUUUGGAGGAACCACCUAUGUGCACAAGCCACUGACGGCCAGAAUUAUUAACCCAGCCAGCAUAGGGACUAACAUUUAAUACUCCCCGAAAAUAAAUCGUUAAUUUUUGUGAAUUGUA